This is a messenger RNA of Fusarium pseudograminearum CS3096, 2235 nucleotides long. RefSeq lists its product as uncharacterized. The transcript has 3 exons. Lineage: Eukaryota; Fungi; Ascomycota; Sordariomycetes; Hypocreales; Nectriaceae. Bases 1 to 2235 code for a protein of 744 amino acids. Gene Ontology annotation, biological process: carbohydrate catabolic process. The record is from RefSeq and is a predicted model, not a curated record. Gene Ontology annotation, molecular function: alpha-galactosidase activity.
AUGGUCUUGCUCACGUUCAAGCGCAUCUCUACGGUUGCGAUAGUCUUGGGCCAAUCCCUCGCCGCUUUUGCUGAGAGUUCGAGUCCAAUCCAUGUUGAUGGAACCUCCUUCGCUCUCAACGGAGACAAUGUCUCAUAUCGCUUUCACGUCGACAACACCACCGGUGAUCUAAUCAAUGAUCACUAUGGCGGUCCUGUCGCAGGAGAUACCAUCACAGCUGAAGUCGGCCCUGUCCAAGGCUGGGUUAAUCUCAUCGGCCGAGUCCGACGCGAGUUCCCGGACCAUGGAAGAGGAGACUUCCGACUACCGGCCUUCCAGAUCCAACAAGCCAGUGGUACUACGGUCACAGACUUUCGCUACAAGUCACACGACCUUGUGCAGGGAAAGCCUGGCCUACCCGGUCUUCCAGCCACGUUUGGUGAUUCUGAGGAUGUCUCAAGUCUUGUUGUGCACAUGUAUGACAACUACAGCUCCAUCGCCGUGGACUUGACAUAUUCCAUCUUUCCUAAACAUGACGCUAUCGUGCGAAGCGUUAAUAUUACCAACAAGGGAAACACGACUAUCAAUCUGAAAAAGGUUGCUAGUUGGAGUGUUGACUUUGGACAGGAGGACAUGGAUCUUAUCGAGCUUAGAGGUGACUGGUCCCGUGAGGGAAUGCGAGUGCGCCGCAAGGUUGACUAUGGCACGCAAGGGUUCCAAAGUUCAACCGGAUACUCUUCCCACCUUCACAACCCUUUUCUCGCACUCGUUUCACCAGACACCACUGAAUCACAAGGCGAAGCUUGGGGUUUCUCUCUGGUCUAUACAGGCUCAUUCGCAGUGGACGUCGAAAAGAGCUCACAAGGUCUCACUCGGGCUCUUCUCGGUAUCAACCCCAUCGAUUUCUCAUGGCCUCUCAAGCCUGGUAAAACUUUCACCACACCCGAAGUGGUGUCCGUCUUCUCGAACAAGGGUGUCGGUGGCAUGUCGAGACAAUUCCAUCGCCUUUACAGAAAGCACUUGAUGAAGAGCAAGUUCGCUGAAGAAACCAGACCUGCCCUCCUUAACAGCUGGGAGGGCUUGGCAUUCGACAUCAACGAGACAUCCAUCUACAAGAUCGCGAAGCAAUCUGCAGACCUUGGUAUCAAGCUCUUUGUUAUGGACGACGGUUGGUUCGGUAACAAGUAUGCUCGAACAAUUGAUAAGCUCGGUCUUGGUGACUGGCAACCUGACAAGUCUCGCUUCCCUGAAGGACUCACUCCCCUUGUCGAGGACGUUACCCAGCUUAAAGUCGCGAAUUCUUCUGAAAAGCUCAAGUUUGGUAUUUGGUUUGAGCCAGAAAUGGUUAAUCCCGAGUCAGACCUGUACAACGCGCAUCCUGACUGGGCUCUCCACUGUGGAUCAUAUCCCCGAACUGAAACUCGAUGGCAACUUGUUCUCAACCUUGCUCUGCCAGAGGUCCAAGAGUUUAUUAUCGACUCUGUUUCCAAAAUCCUCAACGAGUCGCCUAUUUCCUACGUCAAGUGGGAUAACAACCGUGGCAUCCACGAGACUCCUGAUCAGACCCUCAACUAUAAGUACAUGGUAGGACUGUAUCACGUUUUUGAGGUUCUCACCAGCCGCUUCCCUGAUGUUCUCUGGGAGGGUUGUGCAUCGGGAGGUGGUCGAUUCGACCCUGGCGUUCUUCAAUGGUUCCCCCAAAUCUGGACAUCUGAUGAUACAGACGCAGUUGAGCGUAUCGCGAUCCAGUUCGGCACUUCGCUGGCUUAUCCUCCAUCUGCAAUGGGCGCCCAUCUCUCACACGUCCCGAACGGACUCACUGGGCGUACAACAUCUGUCAAGUUCAGAGCCCACGUUGCCAUGAUGGGCGGGUCAUUCGGUGUUGAACUCGAUCCCAGUGAUCUGGAAGCUGAAGAGAGAGAUCAAAUUCCCGGUCUAAUCCAGCUAUCUGAGAAGAUCAACCCGAUCGUUAUUACUGGUGAUUUCUACCGAUUGGCUCUCCCUGAAGACACCAAGUACCCAGCCGCACAGUUCAUCUCUGAGGACGGCAAGAAGGUUGUUUUGUUCGCUUUCCAGACUCGGGCGACGAUCAACUUUUCCUGGCCUUGGUUCCGUAUGCAGGGUUUGGAUGCCGAUGCCAAAUAUGUGCUCGACGGCAACCAGACUGUUUCUGGCUCGACGCUCAUGAACCUUGGUGUCCAGUUACGAUUUGAGGGGGAUUAUGAUAGCCAGGUUUUGAUAUUUGAGAAGCAGUGA